Drosophila novamexicana is the source of this 5665-nucleotide messenger RNA. RefSeq names its product AF4/FMR2 family member 4 (gene lilli). The transcript has 11 exons. The coding region runs from base 237 to 5594 and encodes 1785 amino acids. NCBI's taxonomy places the organism in Eukaryota, Metazoa, Arthropoda, Insecta, Diptera, Drosophilidae. Gene Ontology annotation, cellular component: nucleus; super elongation complex. The record is from RefSeq and is a predicted model, not a curated record. Gene Ontology annotation, biological process: regulation of DNA-templated transcription.
AGCAACAACAACAACAACAACAACAACAAAAGCGAAAAGUUAACGGGAGCAACGGCGCCAUUCGGCGCAGCUCUCAAAUUCUCAGGAGUUGCUAUUGCUGCACGCAUUAACAUUGGAUUAGUCCCCCCCGCACCCCAACAUUCCCCCAGCUCUGAGGUACUCAUGUAGGGGCAUUAGAAGCAAUUGUGGAACAGCAACAGCAACAACAACAACAACAACAUCGACAGUAACGGGAUAUGGAUAUUCAUAUGAAAAAACUAACAAAACCACGCAUGGAGGAUCCCGAACGGCGCAAAAGACGCGAGCGCGAAAAAUAUGAACGCCAACAGGGCAUUCAGAGCGACGAUCGGGAGACUAGUCUAUUUGGGGAGCCGCGUCGCCUCAAUCCCAACGAGGGUGACCCGGAAAUUACCGCCGCGCUGGGUGACUUCGUUGAUGCCCGGGACUAUAUGAAUGCUUCCACGGUGGGCAUCUAUAGGCAGGCGCCGGGUGCGUCAAAUGCGCGACUGCAGGCGCUGCCGAAGGGUUUUGGCAGCGCCACCACCUCCUUCUCCUCAUCAUCAUCAGCAUCUGCUUCCUCAUCCGCCUCGGUGCCUGUCCAGCUGCCCACAUCACAGCAGCAGCAGCAGCAGCAGCAACACUAUCAACAGCAGCAGCGGGCGCCCACAUAUCUGAAGCAGGCGGAUAAUAAGCCGCCCUAUAAUGGGCGUGGCGGCUAUCCUGGUCAGCCCAUGAAGAACGACAUACCGUCGAGUAGCGGCAUGGCGCCGCCACGUGGCCCGCCCAGAUCCUCAUCGUCGUCCUCCUCCAGCAACAACAACUCGUCCAGCGUCUCAAACAAUGCCACAGCGGCACCGACGUCAGCGUCAACGUCGUCGCCCCUCGGCCCGCCCAUGUCCACGCAAAUGCCAAAUGGCCGCGAAAAGUCCUUUCUGGGGCCACCGGCGCCAGCGCUGCCCAAUGGCGGACGUUUUGUACCGCCAUCGGCCAGCGGCAAGCGACCAAGCAGCACCGCAGGACUCCAGCCACCGCCACCAGAGAAUCAUAUUAACAAAAUAAUCACCGAAAUGACCAACAAUUAUCGCGUGACGCCGCUGACAUCGAUUGCGGCGACGCCGCACGCGCCAAUGCGCGAGAACUACAACCUGAACGGGCCCAAUAAGUUUAAAUAUGCAUUUGACGCGGUGGAUCCCAUCGGUCCUCUCAGCUCCCCGCCGGCGGCGGGCGCCUCCUCGCUGAUGACGCCGCUGCUGGCGCCCAUAGCGCCCAUCACAUCGCCCAUUGCCCCGCUGCUGACGACGCCCCCGCAGGCCAGCCAGCUGCCGCUGCCACUGCCACCCAUGGCGGGUGCCACAACGUUGCCCCCCUCCAUGGCCAUGGGCGCCGUUGCGCCCAUGCAGCAGCUGACGCCGACGCCACCGAAGGCGUCGCCCACGCCGCCAGUGAUAAAGCCACUCAAAACGGAAAAAAAUCAUUCGCUGGAAAAACAGGACUCGUGCCUUGAGAAUGAUCUAGAGCUCUCCGAAUCCGAUGAUGAACGCAAAAAGGAUAGUCGAUCAGCUGGCAACAGCAGCAACAGUUCCGAAUCGGAUUCCAGCGAAUCGGGCAGCGAGGCCAGCAGCAAAGGUGAUCCACAACAGCAGCAACAACAACACUUGUUGCACCAGCAGCAACAACAUCAACAGCAACAGUUGCUGCUGCAGCAGCAACAGCAACAGCAACAGCGCCUGGCAGCCACCGCCAAUGGCAGCAAAAAGAAAUACAGCCAAACGAUAAUUGCAAGUGGAGCGAAUACAAUCAGCGGCCUGCUCACCUCCAGCGGCCUGGGCGGACCUGGUGCCGGGCCUGGCGGUGCAGUCAAUUCGACUGGCAGCGCGGCCGGCGGCGUUGGCGGCAGCAGCGGCAGCACGGGCGGUGGCUCCAGCAGCUCCGGCAUGGGAACCAUGAGCAGCUCCAGCUCGUCGAACAAGACGCCCUCGCCAACGGACAGCAAUCGCUGGCAUCUGAGCCGCUUCUUUCCUAAGCCAGCGAAUCAGACAGCCGCCGAGAGCGUCUCCCCGGGCGUGGCCAAUGCCAUGGGCAAUGUGAGCAUGAAGGUGCCCGGCAUAUUGCCGGGCGGUGCACAGAUCAUACCCGAGUCCAUUGACGUGACCACGGCCAUUGUCAAGAAUGAGAAGCUGCACGACGACUCGCGGCACAUGGACGACGACGAGGACGAGCAGGCAGACCAACAGCACCAGCAGCAGCAGCAGCAGCGCUACGGCGUCGGUCUGAGCGUGACCGUCAAAAAAGAGCAGCUGGAACAACAGCAACAGCAGCAGCAGCAACAGUUGCUGCUGCAACAGCAGCAGCUGACGGCGGAGCAGCUGGCGCUGGCCGGCGCUUUGCCAAAAAACCAAAUCAAACGCGAGUCGCGUCUGUCCGAUUCCGGCAGCGGCAGCAGCGGCAGCGGCAGCAGCAGCUCCGAUAGCGCCGGCGGCAGCAGCGAGGUGUUGCCGAUGCCAGGACUAGGUGAAACCCUGCAAAUUCCUGGCGUGCCGGCGGCCAUCACCACAGUGAUGCGCGUGCCGCCAGCAACACAGCACAAGGCGCAGCCCAACAGCGUCACGUUGACGCCCAUCGGGCCGCUGCCGGCCUCGCCGAAGCCGCGCCAGAAGAAGCCGCGCAAGAAGAAAAUGUCGGCAGCAACGGCGCCGCCGCUGGACUCCAGCGAUGAGGACGAGCCGGCGAGCAGCAAUAAGAAGCACGCGCUCGAACUGGCAGCAACAGCAGCAGCUACUGCCGCCGUCGCAGCAGCAGCAUCGGCAAUGCCUGUGGCAGCAGCAGCAGCAGCCGCGGCGCCAGCCAUUAAGAAGGGGCGCGGCAGGCCACGCAAACAGGCGCAGCAGCAACAACAGCAACUGCAGCUGCAGCAGCAGCAGCAGCAGAGCGGCAACUUGAGCAGUGCCUCGGCGAGCAGCUCGCAGGCCAAGGGACCAACGCUGACGGCGGCAAAGAAGCCGCUGGCCAAAGGCACCGCCAGCAGCAGCAGCAGCAGCGGCACGGCAGCAACAGUUGCUGCUGGCAGCCGCAAGCGUGAGCACAGCAGCAACAGCAGCUCCAAUGGCAACACGCCUACCAAAAAGCCCAAUGCAGCAAUGGCAGCAGCAGCAGCAGCUGCAGCAGCAGCAGCAGCCAUUGCUGUGCGCGCGGCCAGCAGCAGCGACGAGGAUAGCAGCAGCAGCAGCUGCAGCAGCACCAAGUCCAGUAACAGCAACAGCAGCAGCAGUGGGAGCGACACCGACAUACCAACAGCAGCGCCUGCUGUGACAACAGCAGCAGCAGUGGCUGCGGCAGCAGCACAAAAUCCCGCCAAAAAGCGUAUUGUGAAAAUUAACAAAGUGGGCGUGGCCAGCAGCAAGGCGAAGCGUCGCUUCAGCCUGGGCAACAGCAGCAACAGCAGCAGCAGCGAGACCGAAGAGCAACAGCAACAGUUUUUGCAGCAGCAGCAACAAUUGCUGCAGGGACACUAUGCGCCCGAGCUGCCGCUGCAAUCGCUCAAGCAGUCCGCGCAGCAGCGCCUCAGCAGCAGCGAUUGCAGCAGCAGCGCGAGCAGCGACAGCAGCAGCAAUAGCAGCGCCAGCAGCAGCAGCGAUGAGGACGAUGCCCAUCGCAGUGGCAAGCGCAAGAGUGAUAAGAAGAAGAUAUGCACGCUGACGCGCAUCUUCAAUCCCAAAGAGGGCGGCGCCAAGAAGCAGGGUCAGGUCGUUAUCAUUGAUCAGUCCGAGGAGCAGCUGCAGCAGCAGCAACAGCAGCAGCAGCAGCAACAGCAACAGCAGCAGCAGCAACAACAACAGCAGCAGCAAGCCAAAGAGCUUAAGCCGCGGGCCACGCCCACACAGCUGCUGGGCGCCACAUUGGCCUCGCCGGCGCGCACCACCACACCACAUCUGACUUCCCUCAUGUGCAAAAUCGAUCUGAGCAAGCUGGCGCGAGUGCCGCCCGAAUGGUAUCAGAAUAGCUACAGACUAUAUGCAGCCGAUGGCAGCCAACAACAACAGCACCACCAGCAGCAGCAGCUGCAGCACCAGCACCAUCAUCAGCAUUCGCAUUCGCACUCGCACCACCCGCCGCACCACCACCAGCCGGAGAGACUGAAGACGCAGCAGAACGGACAUCUGAGCAGCCGUUCCGCGGAGGGCGCCCGCACGCCCAAGGAACUGCAACAGAUCUAUGCGCCCAAUGGCUAUGUGGGUGGUGCUCUGGGUGGUGCAGCCGGCGCAGCGGCUGGCAACAAGCUGCUUGGCGGCGUCAAGCAUGAGCACGGCGUUAAGCCCGAGCCGGAGCUGGAUGCCGGCUAUGAAGCCAAAUAUAAGCCGAACAGCGUCAAGCAGGAGUUUAUGCUCAAGCAGGAGUUGCCCGCGCGUCGACGCAAACGCAGCUCCAGCUCCAGCUCGAGCCCGUACAAGGAGAAGAAGCGAAAAAAGGAGAAGGCCGAGCAGCUCAGCAAGGAGCUGCUGCCGGUGCCGGUGCUGCUGCCUGCCAACAAUCACGAGCGAUUAUCGCGCGACAAACUCGAGCUGCUGCUGCAGCAGCAGGAGAACUCCGCCAAUGCCAGCCCCAAUAAGCUGCAGCAGCAACACGCACGACAAUUACCCCUGUCCCAAUCACAGCUGCAACACCAACACCAGCAGCAACAGUCACAGUCAACAGCAACGGGCCAUGCAAUUGCCUCAACGACAUCAGCAACAGUUGCCACGGCAUCCACCCAACUGCCCACCACCUGCAGCGAAGCGGUCCAAACGACGCCGCCACCGGCGGCCCCGCCACCAGCGCCUCGUCUCAUCUAUCGUUCCCACUUUGAUAACGAGGAGGAGCAUGCCAGCGACGACCUCAGGAAAAACGAUCUAUUGCUGCAGGAGGCAAUCAGAAGAAAGCGCGCAGCUGAUUCGGAGCGUGACUCGUUUAAUCAAAUGACGCUUUACCUGGAGGCAAUUGUCUAUUUCCUGCUUACCGCCGAUGCCAUGGAACGCUGCAACAUGGAGGCCACAUGGACCAUGUACAAGGACACCCUGUCGCUAAUUAAAUACAUUUCCUCUAAGAAUCGACCGUAUCAACAGUUAACAAAUGGAAAGCACGAAUCGCACAACAUUGUGGCCAUACUCAGUUUACGCUGCCAAUCGCUGAUAUCCUUAAAGCUUUACAAAUUGCGACGUGCCAAUUGUCGCGCAACAAUAGCCAGCUGCUCGGAAUUCUUUCGCUCCGGCAGGGGGGAUAUAUUGAAUGGCAAUACGCCGUCCUCCAUAUCACCAUCGAACUCAGUGGGCUCACAGGGCUCCGGUUCGAAUACGCCGCCUGGCAAAAUAGUGCCUCAAGACAUACACAAUCAGCUAUGCAAGCAGAAUGAGUAUCUCACCUAUGUGAACAGCGCUCAUGAGCUGUGGGAUCAAGCCGAUCGAUUGGUGCGCACCGGCAAUCAUAUAGACUUUAUACGCAAACUGGAUCACGAGAAUGGGCCUUUGACGCUGCAUAGCACCAUGCAUGAGGUGUUUCGGUAUGUGCAGGCGGGCCUUAAGACGCUACGCGAUGCUGUCUCGUAUCCUCAGUCUCAGUAGCAAUAACUUUAGCCUCAACAACGAGACCAACAGCAACAGCAACAGAAACACCAACAACAAUCGCAACAACA